AUGGGGGCUGUUGCUCCCGGCGGUGCACCACCACCACCGCCGCCUAGCGGCGGCGGCAAUCGCAAACUCUUUACCGACCGUCCAAUCGACCCUCUUACCGACGAGAAGCCCGAGGCAUGCGACUCGUGUUACAAGAAGAAGUCAUACAUCGAGUUCAUGGGUGUGAGGAAGAAGGACACUUACUCUGCUCGCAACAAGCAAGCGCAGCUGAAUCGUCUCUUGAAUCACCAGGAUCCUCCUCUGCCAGACAAGGACGACCCUAACAUCCCAGAACUUCUUCGCGAGAUGCCGGCUCUCAACGACACCGAUGAAGCGCUACGCCAGGAGUUUGCUGCUAAUGUCUACGCUAAUAACUAG
Fulvia fulva is the source of this 357-nucleotide messenger RNA. RefSeq lists its product as uncharacterized. The coding region runs from base 1 to 357 and encodes 118 amino acids. The transcript has 2 exons. NCBI's taxonomy places the organism in Eukaryota, Fungi, Ascomycota, Dothideomycetes, Mycosphaerellales, Mycosphaerellaceae. The record is from RefSeq and is a predicted model, not a curated record.